GCGGUCGGGGAGAAUCCGGGAGCCGGCUCCGGCCGGCCGGACGGACGUUCGUACGCUAAAUUAUGGGCAGCCUCUGCUCCAAGGAGCAGGUCGUCGAGGAGGAGCCGCCUGUCCCGCCCAACCGGCUGCAGAAGGCGCCGAGCCAAUCCCUGAAGCAGCUUAUCACGGUCACCGCCAAGGAGGAGUCCGCGGUCGUCGUCGCGCCGGUCGUGCACCGCGCGAUAGGCAGGUCGCAGUCCACACUCAAGGGCACCAGCCUGAUCAAGGCCAAGCCGCAGCCUGCCGUCGCGCUGCCGGUGCCGGCGCCGGUGGCCGAGAAGAAGGCGCCGGUCGUCGUGAUCGCGUCCCUCAACAAGUCCUACAGCACUGCCGGGCCCACGCACCACCGGCGCGCCACCGUCGACGCUGCCGCCCGGAAUCCUGUCGAUGCCGACGAAGAAGACGCCGACGCCGACGCCGACGCCGCGGCGGACCCUGACCUGCAUGGCGUGCCGCAGGGGUUCUCCGGGGAGCACGUGAUCGCCGGUUGGCCGACCUGGCUGACGUCGGUGGCCGGGGAGGUCGUCCACGGGUGGCUGCCCCGGCGCGCCGACACCUUCGAGCGGCUGGACAAGAUCGGGCAGGGCACGUACAGCAACGUGUACAAGGCGCGGGACCUGCAGAGCGGCAAGAUCGUGGCGCUGAAGCGGGUGCGGUUCGUCAACAUGGACCCGGAGAGCGUGCGGUUCAUGGCGCGGGAGAUCCACAUCCUGCGCCGGCUCGACCACCCCAACGUGAUCAGGCUGGAGGGCAUCGUCACCUCCCGCCUCUCCCACAGCCUCUACCUCGUCUUCGAGUACAUGGAGCACGACCUCGCCGGACUCGCCGCCACGCCGGGCCUCCGGUUCACGGAGCCGCAGGUCAAGUGCUUCAUGAAGCAGAUCCUCGACGGGCUCCACCAUUGUCACGGCCGAGGGGUGCUCCACAGGGACAUCAAGGGAUCCAACCUUCUCAUCGACGACAACGGCGUGCUCAAGCUCGCCGACUUCGGCCUGGCCACCUUCUUCGACCCGGCCAAGGCGCGGCAGCUCACGAGCCGGGUCGUCACGCUCUGGUACCGCCCGCCGGAGCUCCUGCUAGGCGCCACCGAGUACGGUAUCGCCGUCGACCUGUGGAGCACCGGGUGCAUCCUCGCCGAGUUGCUCGCCGGAAAGCCCAUCAUGCCCGGACAGACCGAGAUUGAGCAGCUGCACAAGAUCUUCAAGCUGUGCGGGUCGCCGUCCGAGGACUACUGGGCCAAGGCGAAGCUGCCGGACGUCACCCUCUUCAAGCCACAGCGGCCGUACCGGCGCCGGAUCGCCGAGACCUUCCGGGAUUUCCCUCCCACGGCGCUGGACCUCCUGGACACGCUGCUCGCCAUCGAACCUUCCUACCGGGGCACCGCAGCUUCGGCUCUCGACAGCGAAUUCUUCAGAACCAAGCCGUUGGCGUGUGACCCGUCGAGCUUGCCCAAGUACCCACCCAGCAAGGAGUACGACGCCAAGCUCCGCGGCAAGGAGGCCAUGAGGCAAAACGCGGCGGCUGCCAUGGGAGGCAAGGGCUCCUUGUCGGUGAAGCCGGAGCGAAACGAGCCCACCAAGGCGGUGCCAGCGCAGGACCCCAUGGGAGCUGACCACCAGAGGAGGCAGAUGCGUAACAACCCGAAGAGCAGCAGCCACCACUACACCACGCUGGAGGACAGCGUGCCGGGGUUCCGCAUGGAGCCGCCGGCGGCCGCCGGGCUGCCGUCGACGAUUCAGAGCGCCGGCCAGUUCGGGUCGACGUGGUACCGGAAGGACGGCCCGCGCGGCGCCAUCCCGCGCACGACCAGCUCCUCCAGGCUGUCGGGCAACCCCGCGCACCUGACGUCACAGCGCUCCUACGCGCCGUCCCGGGGCACCGACCUGCACCCAAGCUCGUCGGCGACCAGGAACACCAACUCCAAGUACAAUCGCCUCGACGUCGCCGAGCCCGCCAACGCGCUCGACAGGCCCGCCCCUACCAACAGCAACAACAAGAAGGAUAUGGGCAUGGGCAUGGGCAUGAGGGACGGUCCUUCAGCUGGCCAGGGGUACGCUCGGAACCCUCGGAGGAUGAACUACUCCGGCCCGCUGGUGCCGCCGGGAGGCAACAUGGACGAGAUGCUCAAGGAGCACGAGCGGCAGAUCCAGCAGGCGGUACGCAAAGCACGCGUCGACAAGGAGAGGACGACCAACCGGCCGAACCAGUACUGAUAGGCAGACGGGUCAUUGUAGAAGCCGAUCGACGACACGGUCAUCCUCGCAGCCACAGCCCCGUCGUGUGCGCGCACACAAAGAUUUCCAUGGAUUGCACCGGCCGAGGCGUGCAGGAUCUCCAGUGGAAGAACCGACGAUCGAUGGCGCCUCGCCGGACUCGGGCUGGCUGCUGCUGCCGCCGCCGCUUCCACGGUCGGAGGGUCAGGCUUUCACUGAUCCAUGUGUAUAAUAGCAGAGUUAGAGGGGUCAGGAAAGCCUGACAAGGGAAAAAGGGCUUGUACACCGGAUUCGGAUUGUAUAGAUGAAAAUUUUGUGUGCUGCUCCCGAUCGACCUCACGGCUCAUUCAAGAAGUGAGACACGGCAGGAACGGAUCAUGCUUGUU
Lolium rigidum is the source of this 2638-nucleotide messenger RNA. RefSeq names its product probable serine/threonine-protein kinase At1g54610. Gene Ontology annotation, cellular component: nucleus; cyclin-dependent protein kinase holoenzyme complex. Bases 63 to 2252 code for a protein of 729 amino acids. Gene Ontology annotation, molecular function: RNA polymerase II CTD heptapeptide repeat kinase activity; ATP binding; cyclin-dependent protein serine/threonine kinase activity. The transcript is spliced from 6 exons. NCBI's taxonomy places the organism in Eukaryota, Viridiplantae, Streptophyta, Magnoliopsida, Poales, Poaceae. Gene Ontology annotation, biological process: protein phosphorylation; positive regulation of transcription elongation by RNA polymerase II. The record is from RefSeq and is a predicted model, not a curated record.